Ustilaginoidea virens is the source of this 453-nucleotide messenger RNA. RefSeq lists its product as uncharacterized. The transcript has a single exon. Lineage: Eukaryota; Fungi; Ascomycota; Sordariomycetes; Hypocreales; Clavicipitaceae. Bases 1 to 453 code for a protein of 150 amino acids. The record is from RefSeq and is a predicted model, not a curated record.
AUGCACCCCGCCAACGAAGCAGACCGCGUCGCAACAGCGCUACGAGCAACAUACGUGCGCUUCCUCGAGGCCUUCCGGAACCUCGACCCGGGCGCCCUCGCGUCGCUGAAAAGCCCCGGGUGCAUGCACGUGUUCCUGCCGCAGUCGAUCGGCCGGAGAGCCAUGAGCAUCCAGGAGCACGCCGAGUAUAUCCGCACGCUCAAAGGGGUCCUGGAGGAUUUCCAGGUCGAGGAGCUCGAGACGAUGGUUGAUCCGCGCGCGCGGGCUGUGUGCGCACACGUCCUGGCGACGGCCGAGAGCGUCCACGGGGCGUUCAGCAACGAAGCUGUGUUUUGGCUGCGCAUGAGCGAGGAUGGCGCCCGGGUUGUGCGGGUGACGGAGUUUGCGGAUAGCGCUACCACGUCGGCCUACUUCGGCCGGCUGCGGAGAGGGUCUAUCGCGUCGAAGGUUUGA